Molecule: messenger RNA, 285 nt
Organism: Penicillium cataractarum
Lineage: Eukaryota; Fungi; Ascomycota; Eurotiomycetes; Eurotiales; Aspergillaceae
Product: dynein light chain DYN2
Exons: 7
Coding region: 1-285 (94 amino acids)
Biological process (GO): microtubule-based process; cilium assembly
Cellular component (GO): cytoplasmic dynein complex
Molecular function (GO): dynein intermediate chain binding; dynein light intermediate chain binding
Source: RefSeq, a predicted model, not a curated record
AUGACUACUGAGAAGAAAGACAAGAUGGAGGCCCAAAUCAAGUCCGUUGACAUGACGGAGGACAUGCAGCAGGAGGCCAUUGCUCUCGCGAUCGAGGCUAUGGAGAAGUACCACAUCGAAAAGGAUAUCGCCCAGCACAUCAAAAAAGAAUUCGAUUCGCGAAAGGGUGCUACCUGGCAUUGCGUUGUUGGCCGAAACUUUGGAAGCUUUGUCACCCACGAGACCAAGCACUUCAUCUACUUCUACCUUGGCCACUGCGCCAUCCUCCUCUUCAAGACCCAAUAA